This is a messenger RNA of Colletotrichum spaethianum, 939 nucleotides long. RefSeq lists its product as uncharacterized. The record is from RefSeq and is a predicted model, not a curated record. The transcript is spliced from 3 exons. Bases 1 to 939 code for a protein of 312 amino acids. Lineage: Eukaryota; Fungi; Ascomycota; Sordariomycetes; Glomerellales; Glomerellaceae.
AUGGCCGACAUUGUGCUGAGCGCUUUUUGGGCCUGGUACACCUACGAUGAGGCUCUCACCAAGGACCUCGCGAAGAAGUUGAAGCCCAUCCCGCUCCCGGAGAACCCUUCUUACAAGAGCACCGACGUCAGCAUUAUUGUUGCGACUAUUGACACCCCCGACUCGUUCACCGACUGCCUUCGCCUGUGGCUCGCCAACCACCCGAAGGAGAUCAUCAUCGUCACCAUCGAUCGUGACCUCCAGCGAGUCCAUGAUCUUGUCAAGCCCGUCAUUACUGACGGCGAUGACCGAAUCAGUGUCAUGACUGCUGAAUAUGCCAGCAAGCGCUACCAAAUGGUUGUCGGAAUCAAGGAGGCCAAGGGCAAGAUUUUUGCCUUUGUCGACGACGAUGCCUUCUGGGGCACUCUGAAAGUGCUCCCCUACCUCCUUGCCCCCUUGGAGGAUCCCAAUGUCGGCGGCACCACCGGAAAGCAAAGUGCUCUUAUCGUUCCGGGGCGCCGCAACCCGGCCGUCAUCACUCCUUGGGAGGUCGCAUCCCUUCGCUCUCUGGACAAUCAAAACUACAUUCAGUCUGUCCGCUCCGCCGCCGACGGCGGCUGCUUCUGCAUGGUCGGCCGUACCAUGAUCGUCCGCGCUGAGAUCGUGAUGGACCCUCGCUUCAUCCACGCUAUCACUACUGACACCUGGUGCGGCAAGCUCCUGAACACAGGUGACGACGUCUUCCUUACCCGUUGGCUCCAGAACGAGGGUUGGGACAUCGCCAUCCAGAACGCUCCCGAGGCCGAGAUCAAGACCCUCGUUUUCGACAACUCCAAUUUCUUGAGUCAGCUGGUCCGCUGGCAGCGCAGCGCUAUUCAGUCGUUCCUCACGACUAUCUUCUAUGAGCCUGGUAUUGGCAAAAUCGUCAAGUGGGUUACUUGCACACGACAUGAGAAAUGA